This is a messenger RNA of Oldenlandia corymbosa var. corymbosa, 1647 nucleotides long. NCBI's taxonomy places the organism in Eukaryota, Viridiplantae, Streptophyta, Magnoliopsida, Gentianales, Rubiaceae. The record is from the annotation of a GenBank genome assembly.
AUGGAGAUUCAUAAUCAAGAAGAAGAAGCAAUGGUGAUGGCGGGUUCCAGGCAUAUCUUCAAAGGAAAGCGCACCAAGCGACAAAGGUCGGUUUCUUCCUUCGUCUUAACCAUGGCGACUGCAGCCACAAGCUCUUGUAGCAGCGGCCCGGAAUUCAGUUACGGCGGCGGCGGCGGCGGCGGAGGUGUUUUUCUGGAUGUGAAUUAUACCCCUUCGCCCUCCGAUUCAGGGGAAUUAGCACAGAGUUCCGUGGAGGAAGAAGACAUGGCUAAUUGUUUGAUUCUUCUCGCACAAGGCAGGAAUUCUAAUUCCCAGCAGAAGCAGAUGAUUUCAUCGUCGAUUUCACAACAGCCCGGAAUUAUAAUCAGCCGUCCUCCCUCGGCGGCGGCGGAUGUUUAUCAGUGCAAAACUUGCGACCGGUGUUUCCCUUCGUUUCAGGCGUUGGGUGGUCACAGGGCAAGUCAUAAAAAGCCAAAAGUAACGCCGGAAGAGAAGAAACAGGCGGCCAUGUUGAUCGGAAAUGGAAGCCAUGAAAGCAGCAGUAGUACUUCUACAACUGUUCGAUUGAUUGCCCAACAGGAGGACACCAGUUUAUCGCUUCAAAUUCCAGGCAGAACAGACUCAUGCAAUAUCAUCACCACUUCUAAUUCGAAUCAUCAGAAUAAUAAUAAUAAUAAUAAUAAUAAUAAUAAAUCCAGGGUCCACGAAUGUUCCAUUUGUGGUGCUGAAUUUAGUUCGGGUCAGGCUUUGGGGGGCCACAUGAGGCGACACAGACCUCUGCCUUCUACUACCAUGGUUAGCUCCGGCACUAAUUUCGAGGAUUCUCACCAUCAUCAUCAUCAUCAUCAAGAGGUUAAGAAACAGAGAACCCUUCUCUCUCUGGACCUCAAUCUUCCUGCAUCAUCUGAGCCCGAAGAAGGAGGAGGAGAAGAAGAAGAUUGCAAAAAUUUAAACGCUGCAGUCUUUCUCAGUGGAACCUGGGAGCCUCUUUCAACUGAAGAACACACGGAGAAGGGGGGAAGAGAGAUGGCAGUACCGGGGAGACGCAACGGCAUGAUGAGCGAUGAUGAAGAAGAUGGGGCUCUUUUUGGUGGGGAUGUUGAGUUUGUCGAAGCCGGUUCCGAUUCCGAUACACCCCCUCACCUCCGUGAACUGGCGGCGGCUGCCCAGUUAGGAAACGUCGACCAACUCCGUUCUGCCCUAGAUAAUUUGGAUGGUAGUAUUGAUGAAGCCGUGGAGGAUGGGGAUACUGCUCUCCAUCUUACUUGUUUGUAUGGCCAUCUCCCUUGCGUCCAGCUUUUGCUGGAGAGAGGAGCUUCCUUGGAGGUGAAGGAUGAGGAUGGAGCCAUUCCACUUCACGAUGCUUGUGCAGGAGGAUUUACAGAUAUAGUUCAGCUUCUACUCUCAAGUGCCAGUGGUCCUGAGGCUGUCAAAAGGAUGCUGGAAUCGGUUGAUGUGGAGGGUGAUACGCCUCUUCAUCAUGCGGCUAGAGGCGAGCACCCGGCUGUUGUUAGGUUGCUGUUGGCAUAUGGGGCAUCUCCUACUAUGACAAACAUUUAUGGAAAGGUACCAAGUGAACUUGCUGAUCCAGACACAGAAGCAAAGAGUAUCUUGGAAGAGGCUGUCAGUAGUUUAACCAGCAGUUAG